Messenger RNA from Rubroshorea leprosula, 915 nucleotides. Lineage: Eukaryota; Viridiplantae; Streptophyta; Magnoliopsida; Malvales; Dipterocarpaceae. The record is from the annotation of a GenBank genome assembly.
UAAAACCCAAACCCAAACCCAAAAAACCCUAGUUUUCCUUUCUCUUUAAAAGGGGGGAGCCACUGUGGCUGCAGAUGGCACAAAAGGCUGCAGACGGAAAAAAAAAAAAAAAAAAAAAAAAAGCUGGAUUCUUCUCCCAUCCAGAACCCCUUUCUCAAAAUUUUCCUCCGAAGUUGGUCUCAUUCUCGUUUUGUCAAUUCUCUUCGUUGGUCAUGAGAAAUCAAAAGAAAAGGGCGAGAUUGCGUCUUUGGAAGAGGUCGAAACAUAAAGGUCAAGAAGAAUCCUGAGUAGUUUCCUUAAAUGAACGUAGCAGCGGUAAGGGAAUCUAGCUCCUCACCUCUGACCUCUUAUUUUGAAAAUCAAUAGUUUCCACCUACAUCACCGGUCAUCACCUGAUUCUUCUCCCAUCCAGAAUCCCCUUUCUCCAUUUUCUCCGAUCGUGGGAUCCCUCCUUCAGAUCUGGAUCUGCCUUUCUCCAAAAUUUUCACCUUGGGUGUUUUUGUUUCAUAUUCUGCAAUUUCCUGAUGUUUGAUGCUUAAACUUGUAUGAAUUUGCUAAAAGUGAAUGAUAUUUAGUUGAUUCUUGCUUGUAUGAAUCUGCUCUGCCGCUGGCCUGCUGCCGGACCGGAUCCAUCUGCUUUGUUGCCGCUGGCCUGCUGCAGAAUCAGAUCCAUCUGCUUUGCUGCCGCUAGAGCGAUUUGCUGCUGCUACGAAGCCAUCUGCUACCAUUGUUGUUGCUACCGUUUCCCGUGGGGAAUGGGGAUCCCCGCGGGGAUCGCCAUUCCCCGCGGGGAACGGGGACGGGGGGCAAAAUCUGCCCCCCGUAAAAAAUCCCCGCGGGGAUCCCCGUCCCCGUGACUCACGGGGACGGGGAUGGGGAAGGGGUCCCCGGCCCCGCGGGGCCCCAUUGACAUCC